Molecule: messenger RNA, 1523 nt
Organism: Malus domestica (apple)
Lineage: Eukaryota; Viridiplantae; Streptophyta; Magnoliopsida; Rosales; Rosaceae
Product: protein SYM1-like
Cellular component (GO): membrane; cytoplasm
Source: RefSeq, a predicted model, not a curated record
UCUCGUUAAACAUCAAUCUAAGAACUUCUACCACCGUCCAUCUCGAAGUCCCUACGAAUCCAACGUAAAAUAAAAAAACUCAAAUCAUACAACGUAACGCAAUUGAUCAUAAUAUACCCCGCCACAACUACCAUGCGAAAACAAUCGGAUUUCGCCAUUACAACGCGGCGAGAUACAAAUUUCAGACUCUACUCAACUCAACUCGGUCUCUCUCGUCUCGGAUCCAACGGUCAGCCAUGGUCGCCAUCCACUCUAUAGCUGCUCAGAGCUUCCUCUCUCUCCCAAACCACAAACCCCGAAAACCCAUUACCGCACACCCAAAACCCAUCUCGACCUCCAAUUUUCCCACCUCCAAACUCCCAAAAAACCCAUCUUUCCCGAGAAACAAACAGAAAAGCAGGUGGCUUCUGAACUCGGUGGUCGAGCGAGAAGAGUGGUGUGAUUCCGGUUCAGAGCUCCGACUGUACGGACCAGAAGGAAGGGGCGGUGGCGGCGAGCAGGGCGGAUAGCGACGGCGGGGAUCCGGGGGAGUUAGUGAGUCAGGUGGGCGGGUUCGGAGAAAGUGAGGGGAGGCUUUCGUUUGAAGGUGCUGGUGGUUUUGGGUCUUCUGGGGUUUGAAGUGAGAGGGAGAGUGAGGAAUUUGAGAGGUUGGUAGAUAGGACUAUCAAUGCCGCUGUUAUGCUUGCAGCUGGUACUUUUGCUCUCACUAAGUUGAUCACCGUCGAUCAGGAUUACUGGCAUGGUUGGACUCUAUAUGAGAUCCUAUGGUAUGCACCUCAACACAACUGGUCUGCUUAUGAGGAAGCUCUCAAGACUAACCCAGUUUUAGCCAAAAUGGUGAUUAGUGGUGUCGUGUACUCUGUAGGGGACUGGAUUGCCCAGGAGCUUAUUCCUUUCCAAGACUGGUGGGUGGUUCCUGUCAAAGUAGCCUUCGACCAAACUGUAUGGGCAGCGAUUUGGAACAGCAUUUACUUUACAGUUUUGGGAUUUUUGCGUUUUGAAUCUCUCAUAAGUAUUUUUAGUGAACUUAAGGCAACAUUUUUGCCGAUGCUGACAGCAGGGUGGAAGCUUUGGCCAUUUGCACAUCUUGUUACCUAUGGUGUGAUCCCUGUCGAACAAAGGCUCUUAUGGGUGGACUGUGUAGAGUUAAUCUGGGUGACUAUACUCUCGACUUACUCAAAUGAAAAAUCAGAAGCAAGAAUUUCCGAGGCACCAGCUGAAGCAAAUUCCAGUUCUUCAGACACAGGUCCUCUUGAGUAAAGAAAUUGAAAACGACUAGAAGACCAGAGACGGAUACAUACAUGAGGGAAAUUGCUCAAUGAGUGUGUGUAAAGACUAAAAGAUCGAUUCCAUGAUGGACCGCGACUGCAAAGGUGAAAUACCUAGCGAUGUGGAAAUAUGCCUUGGCUGGUUGUUUAUGGUAUAUAUAUUGCACCGAUCUCAGAACAUGCACAUGUACGUGAUAUGUAUAGUUUGGGGAAAGUUGGAUAAAAUUUUCACAAUUGAGAUGUGUUUUCAUGUUC